This is a messenger RNA of Dentiscutata heterogama, 761 nucleotides long. Lineage: Eukaryota; Fungi; Glomeromycota; Glomeromycetes; Diversisporales; Gigasporaceae. The record is from the annotation of a GenBank genome assembly.
GGAAAAAAAGACGCAGAAAAACACCUCCAGAACCCACUUGUGAAGGCAGUAUGGGGAAAAAUAAAAAAAAAGCGAAAACAACUGACUCGGUCAAAAAAGAAAAUCAAGAGACACCAAUACAAAAGACACCUCUACACAAUAUCUCAAGUCAGAGUAAAAAUGAUAAGGCAUGCCAGAAAGAUGAGAAUACAGAAGAAGAACAUGUACCAACACGUAUAUCUAAUGAAAUAGCCAAAGUAAACAAAGAAACAUCAAAACAAAGACACGUUCUAAAUAAUGACUAUGCAGAAAACAUGGAUAUCCUACUUGAGAAAAGUGCUGCCCAACCACAUAUAAAAAAACCUGAAAGCACAGAAAGUCCCACUCCUACCCCUAUAGAAGGAGGCUUUGAAGACUCAAAAAGGAUACUCUCACCAGAUAUAGAAACUGAAUCUACAGAAAUACAAGAAGUCUCCAAGGUAGUAAUGAAAGAAAAGGUGAAAACCCAUGAGAAAAAACAAACCCCCGAACCCACAAAAGAAAUAGAAACCCCUGAGCCCACAAAAAAAACAGAAACAAGAGAGAAAGACAAUAUUCCCCCAGACAUUAUAGUGCCCAGAGAUGAAAUUACUAUUUUAGGCUAUGACUCACAUUCUAGCAAUCCCAAUACUAGUGAUAAGGAACGCCCGCAUGCAGAUUUAUUGAGUAACCCUGCAGCCACCAUGAACCAUAUAGUUGAGGAUAACUUUAUCCCGGUAUCAUACAGAAAAACGAACAGCUAA